AUGGACAAACAACAGGUUAUGAGCCCAACGGACCCACAAGACACUCACGCUGCCAACACCGAUACCAAUGCUGCAGACCCGACCGUAACCCGGGUCAGCGCAGAAGCGAGUGACGGCGCGGAAUCUCCUCGAAAGAGUGAGAGUAGAGCCUCUGAACAUGAGAGCGACCGGAUGGCAGAUUGGAAGGACUCAUUGGAAGCUUGA
Peronospora matthiolae is the source of this 204-nucleotide messenger RNA. NCBI's taxonomy places the organism in Eukaryota, Oomycota, Peronosporomycetes, Peronosporales, Peronosporaceae. The record is from the annotation of a GenBank genome assembly.